Molecule: messenger RNA, 1388 nt
Organism: Phlebotomus argentipes
Lineage: Eukaryota; Metazoa; Arthropoda; Insecta; Diptera; Psychodidae
Product: casein kinase I-like
Exons: 2
Coding region: 71-1090 (339 amino acids)
Biological process (GO): signal transduction; peptidyl-serine phosphorylation; negative regulation of canonical Wnt signaling pathway
Cellular component (GO): cytoplasm; nucleus
Molecular function (GO): protein serine/threonine kinase activity; ATP binding
Source: RefSeq, a predicted model, not a curated record
UCGUGAGCGCUAGAGACAAGGUUGGGACUGUUUUCGAGGGUGUGACGAUUGGAUCACGCGCGCGGCAAUCAUGGACGUGACCACGAAGGAUGUGUACAAAAAUGCCAGCGACUUCAUUGGGGGCAAGUAUCGGCUGCUGCGGAAGAUCGGCAGCGGCUCCUUCGGCGACAUCUACCUGGGCAUCAACAUCGUGAACGGCGAGGAGGUGGCCAUCAAGAUGGAGAGCAAGAGCGCGCGCCACCCGCAGCUGCUGUACGAGUACAAGCUGUACAAGGUGCUGGCCGGCGGCGUGGGCAUCCCCCACAUCCGCUACUACGGCGAGGACAGGAACCACGUGGUGCUGGUGAUGGACCUGCUGGGGCCGUCGCUCGAGGACCUGUUCAACUUCUGCAGCCGCCACUUCACCAUCAAGACCGUCCUCAUGCUCGUGGACCAGAUGAUCGGCCGCCUGGAGUACCUCCACUGCAAGAGCUUCAUCCACCGCGACAUCAAGCCCGACAACUUCCUCAUGGGCAUCGGGCGGCACUGCAACAAGCUCUUCCUCAUUGACUUCGGCCUGGCGAAGAAGUACCGCGACGUGCGCUCACGCACGCACAUCAUGUACAGAGAGGACAAGAACCUCACCGGCACGGCGCGCUACGCCUCCAUCAACGCCCAUCUGGGCAUCGAGCAGUCCCGCCGCGACGACAUGGAGUCCCUGGGCUACGUCAUGAUGUACUUCAAUCGCGGCUCACUGCCCUGGCAGGGCCUCAAGGCCACCAACAAGAAGCAGAAGUACGAGAAGAUCUCGGAGAAGAAGAUGUCAACGCCCAUCGAGGUGCUGUGCAAGGGAUGCCCAGCGGAGUUCUCCAUGUAUCUCAACUACUGUCGCAGCCUGCGCUUCGACGAGGCGCCCGACUACAUGUAUCUUAGACAACUAUUUCGAAUUUUGUUCCGCACGCUGAAUCAUCAGUACGACUACACGUUCGAUUGGACGAUGCUGAAGCAGAGAGGACUCGGACAGCCCGGCAAUGCGAUCACGCACGGCAAUCUGGAGAAUCGCGCCGACGGGCGGGAGAAGGAGAAACAGCAGGCGACAGAUCUCAAAUAAGGAAUAGGAAAAGUGGGAUGAUUCGGCGAGAGGAAUAAGUUAAAAUGCGCGAGCGAAAGAGAGAGAAAGAGAGCGUUUGGAGCCAGGCUAUCUUAAUUUUUGUUACAUUUGGAGAGCAAGAGACGAAGGAAGAAGAAAAAGAAAAUGCGAAGCUGACGAAAGAAGAAGAUGAAUAGGAAUAGAAAGAAAAUGAAGAUGAAAAAUACUUAGUGAGGGGAAAAAAAUAUCAUUUAUAGAGAGAUGUUGAAGUGAAAUAAACAUUCGCAGAUAAUAAAAAAAAACUGGAGACAAAAAAAAA